Molecule: messenger RNA, 1041 nt
Organism: Daldinia caldariorum
Lineage: Eukaryota; Fungi; Ascomycota; Sordariomycetes; Xylariales; Hypoxylaceae
Product: DUF1640-domain-containing protein
Exons: 2
Coding region: 135-959 (274 amino acids)
Cellular component (GO): mitochondrion
Source: RefSeq, a predicted model, not a curated record
CUCCGAACAUCGCGAGCUUCCGAGGUUGUUUCGUCCAUCACAUACCUAUUCCCACUUUGUCCAGCGUUUACACAGCCUCUUCAAAUUAGAACAUUCAUACCUGUAAAUUUAGCAUACCUAUCUUGGUAGCUAACAUGGCGGGAGUCACGGUAAAUGCAGCCCAAACAUUACCUAGAUUUCUACUCCCGCGACUCAGCUGGGUAGGGUCUGGGUCUACUGGGUCUUCGCAGGUACUGCGAGCUGCGACUCUACCCGCGGAAAACCGACGGUCAUGGCAAGGGUACGGGACAGCUCCGUUUCACUCGCUUCGGGAGAAGUCCCAAUAUUCCUCCUCGGGAAAUGGGCGGACAAAGCCAUCUAUGCUACUUCAGAAUCCGAGUUUACGGAGGUCAUUCCACGCCACGGCGCCGCGGGGUAGAGACCACCACUUCGAUACUCUGAAAUUCGUCCAGCGGCUGCAGAGCGAAGGUUUCACGGAGGAGCAGUCGGUCGCGAUGAUGAAGGUUUUGAACGAUGUGAUCCAGGAGAGCAUACAAAACCUGACUCGGACGAUGGUCCUACGCGAAGAUGCGGCCAAGGCGACAUACACGCAGAAAGUCGAUUUCGCGAAGCUCCGCUCCGAGCUGCUCUCUGCGGACAGCACUGAGUCGAACACAACGCGCGCCGCACACGAGCGAUUGACGAACGACAUCACCAAGUUGAAUAACCGUCUGCGGGAUGAGAUCGGUCGGACGCAGGCGUCCGUACGGCUGGACUUGAACUUGGAAAAGGGGCGGAUACGCGAAGAGGCCGUAAGCCAGGAGCUGAAGAUCAAAGAGACGGAGACUAAGAUCGAGCAAGAAGUUGCCGCCUUGAGAGAAAAGCUGGAGCAGGUCAAGUUCCAGACGUUACAGUGGUUGAUGGGUGUCUGCACAGGUUUCGCGGCGUUGCUGCUCGGUGCUUGGAGAUUGCUCAUGUGAAGAAGGAGGAGAUAUCCACGCAAACUGCCAGUAUCAUAGGAGCGUGCUGGUCGUCCAUAUCACUUGGAGUAUUACAAUUAAA